Saprolegnia parasitica CBS 223.65 is the source of this 1011-nucleotide messenger RNA. RefSeq lists its product as hypothetical. The transcript has a single exon. The record is from RefSeq and is a predicted model, not a curated record. The coding region runs from base 1 to 1011 and encodes 336 amino acids. Gene Ontology annotation, molecular function: zinc ion binding; metalloendopeptidase activity. Gene Ontology annotation, biological process: proteolysis. NCBI's taxonomy places the organism in Eukaryota, Oomycota, Saprolegniomycetes, Saprolegniales, Saprolegniaceae.
AUGCAUUGGCUACCGCUUCCUCUUCAUUUCCUCCUCCUCCUCCUGGUGCUGGGCCUUGCAACCGCCAACGACGGGUGCCAUCUUCCGCACCACCCGACAAGCGCCGCGACACGGCUCUCCGACGGCCAGAUCGAGUACAUCUUUGGCCAGCCCCGGGUGCCAGGUGCCAUCUACCGAACGUGCGUGAAGGGCGUGGUCACUUGCUUUGAAGACGACGGCAACGCCGACGGCGACGAGGACGACCCCGUGAGCUGCCACAAGGCGGACGCUCAGCGCCGACUCGGCCUUGCAACGCAGCACACGCAUCUCUUAUGGCCGCUUGCGACUCUCUGCUAUCAGAUCGAAAGUCCAUUUACGCGCACGGAGCUGGACUUGAUUCAGAACGCGAUGAACGGCAUCAUCACCCCGACAGGCGUCUCGAUGCUGACACUCGACGAGUGCAAGGCGUCGCCACGUGCGCAAGCUCUCUGCGGUGGCUGUGCGCACUACGUGUCGAUCCACCAGCGCCCGCACCGCCGCGGUACGUACGCGGCAGUCGGGUACCUCCAGACAGCGGGCCAAGCCAUCAACUUGCAGCCAAGUGCGUUCAAGCACGGGAGCGGCACCAUCAUGCACGAGAUGCUGCAUGCGUUUGGCGUCUCGCACGAGCACGUGCACCCGGCGUCCGAGGCGAUCGUUCUGCGCGGGCACAAGCUAGCAGCGUCGCGCAACAACUAUGUGCUGCGCCGAGAGGCCUUCGUGACGCAGUACGACAAGCACUCGAUCAUGCAUUACGGCCACGGCGUGUGUCUCCCCAAGAACAAGAGCGUCAAGUACUGCAACAUUGAAGAGAGCGAGGCAGACGGGUGCGUCGUCCCGACGGCCGCCGACUGCGAUGAAGAGGCGUCGUCGGUCCUUGGUCAGCGCGACGGCUUGAGCGACGGCGACAUUCGGACGCUCCAGGUGUUGUACGAGCUUCCGACGGCCACGACACAGCGCGAUGCCGACGAUGACGAGGACGUUCCUUCAUAA